GCGCUUACUGUGUGCGGAGCGCUGUACUGAGCGCUUGGGAAGUCCAAGUUGGCCACCUAGAGAGCCGUCCCGACCCAGCAAUGGGCUUGCCAUCAUCAUCAUGGUGUGUGGAGAUUUCAUCAGAAGUGUCAUCAUCUAAUCCAAAGAAAAAUGAUGUUUAAUCUUGGAUGCUCUUGCGAGAAAUGGCAGCACAGAAAAGGAAAUCUACAGUAGUAGAGCUUUCUGUUAAACAAAGAAAUCUGGAGAAGAACAACAAACCAACGCAUUCAGCAAAUAAGGAAAAACAUGUUUUAACUCCAAGACAUGACUCAAGUAAAUCAAAACCAAAUAAUUGUAAAAUACAGAAGGAAAAAGUUCUCAAAACUUUGGUCAAACCAGACAGGUUAGCGAACAGUAAAGCCACCAACAACUGUGGCAGGUCUUCCUCUCAGAUUAAAUUUGCUAAAAAGCCAUCCAAGCAGAGGAAACCGGAAUUAAAGAAAGCACCCAUCAAAACUGUGCCAAUAAAGAAAUCUACACUAAGACCUCCAAACAAGGUGAAGUCUCCUAAAACUUCCCUUCGCCAUUCCAAAAUAAACCACAAUAAUCCUCCAGGGUCAAAUUUGAAGCAAACUAAUGUUUUUGUAGGAAACACCCAUCUACUGAAGUUAAAAUCAGGUGAUAGGCAUUCACCUGAAAAUCAGAGCAGCAGGAAUACUAGACAUUCCCCCUCGAUACCUGUAAACAAAGCGACAUCGAGGAGCACCCAAUCAGAAAUGAAGUCUGUCAAAGAGAAGUCAAAAGAAAACAACUCUGUUACAUCAGCUAAAGUAAUAGCCGGUGAGGAUAAGGCCAAAAAGUUGGCUUCCAAAGGAGUAGAGAAGCCCUUGCUAAAAACUUCCAGCGACAGUAAGGCAAACGAACCUGAACCGAGAACACGAAUGACUACGAGGUCGGAAAAUGCAAAGUCUAAUGAUAAAAAAUCCAAGCACCUUGACAAAAACUCUGUGGCUGUCAAAAAACUUUCACAACUAGAUUCCUCCCCAAGAAAGGAAUUAGCCCAGAAAAGGCCAGCCCAAGAAAUUCCCAGAUCAAAACGUGCAACUCCAACUCCGUUGAAUGAACAACUUAAUAGGCGAUCACAAAGACUACAAGAGUUAAUGGGCGUUUCAACGAGAUCCUUGCGAAACCGGGAAAUUAAAGGGCCCACUUUAGAACUCAAACAAAAUACCCUGGCGAAAAGAGCGGAGCGCACUGGUAAAGCCGAAAUAGCUAAGCCUAGCAAGCCCAAAGAAGAACAGAAAAAUGUAAAACGAAAAGUUUCGAAUGUCACGUCGGACUCCACAGAAAAGAAUGAAAUCUCCACGACGGAAGAGACGGCAAGGUCUCCAAAAGGAAAGAAACGCAAAGUGGAUCAAAGAACAGAUGAUGCCAGCCUGUCCCAGAAGAGCACACAACAGCCCGCGAGAAAAGAAACGCACUCGGGGCCUGUGGUUUCUUCCCAGUUAAAGAAAGCCGAAGCGGUCAACUCUUUGACCCCAAAGAGGAAUGAAAAGAUAAGCGGGAAACAGGCAGGUCACUCAAAUAGCAGUAUAAAAUUAAAAAAAGAUUCACAUCCGGGCACGCCUGAAGAAAACGGAGGUGAUAAUCCAGAGAAUGCCGUGAAAUCGAAACGAGUAAGCAUCCUCGAACUUUGUGAGGAAAUUGCGGGGGAGAUUGAGUCCGAUACCGUGGAAGUGAAAAGGGAGUCUUCGAUCCCUGAAGGUGGGAAAGAGGAAGAGCAGCCCACUAAGAUUCUUCCAGCAGUUGAAGGGCAGUUGCUUUCUCAGAAGGAACCAAGUGCAAAUGUCCAGUGCAAGCGUUUUUUCCCCAGUCGAAAGACAGUGCCUGUGAAAUGUAUGUUAAACGGCCUAAGCAGUCCAGCGAAUAAAAAUUCCAAGUGGACAAAAAUUAAGUUAGCUAAAGCUAACCACGUACAUCACAAUAGUUCAGAUCCUUCAGCAGUCCCUAAACUGGACGCAAGAACUAAUUCUACCGUUUCACAGGCCACAAUCCAUCUCCCUCCAGAAACGGAGCAUUUGAAGAUUCAAAGCAGACUGCCAACAGCAAAGCCACAAGAGGAUAAAUGCGCAGUCUCCAAACAGGGGAAAGCAAACGAUGAGAUUUCUUCUGAGGAAAUCAAAAGUGAUGCUACGACGACUGUCAAAAAGAAAUCCACUGAGAGGAUUGGUCAGGUGGAUAAUCAGACGAAGCAGCCUCCCAAUCCAACAUCGGAUGAGAGUUGCAGGUUACAUUUGGAAGCUAGCCCAGAAAGCACUCCAGCAAAAAAUUUGGUAGAAGCAGAGCCACCAUCUGCUCCACCUCAACCUACUCAAGUCAAAACUGUUAAAGAGGACAGUGACUCUCCAGGUUCUGCUCCCAGGCAGCUGGUACGCACUUUAUUCAGUAACCAAACACCCAAGACCAGUGAUCGCAGGGUAGCAUUGCCAAAUCAACCAUUAACAAUAAAGAGCGGUUCCCUAUCGGAGAUCAAACUUCCAAAAGAUUUAAAGCUAAAGGAAGCCGAAAAGGAUGAUGACAAGCAAUUGAUCAUAGAUGCAGGACAAAAAAGAUUUGGAGCAAUUUCCUGUGCUGUUUGCGGAAUGCUUUACACAGCUUCUAACCCAGAGGAUGAAACACAGCACCUGCUCUUCCAUAACCAGUUUAUAAGUGCUGUAAAAUAUGUGGGAUGGAAAAAGGAGAGGAUUUUGUCUGAGUACCCUGAUGGCAAAAUAAUAAUGGUCCUUCCUGAAGAUCCAAAGUAUGCACUGAAAAAGGUGGAAGAGAUUAGAGAGAUGGUAGAUAACGACUUGGGAUUCCAGCAGGCUCCUCUCAUGUGUACCUCCCGGACGAAGACCCUGCUGUUUAUCUCUAACGACAAAAAAGUAGUUGGCUGCUUAAUUGCAGAACAUAUCCAGUGGGGCUAUCGAGUAAUAGAAGAGAAAAUUCCCGAUAUCAACACGGAGAAAGAGAAAGUCAUCUUUGAGCGGCAGAAGGCCUGGUGCUGCUCCACGUCUCCCGAGCCUGCAAUCUGUGGGAUUAGUCGGAUCUGGGUAUUCAGCAUGAUGCGUCGGAAGAAAAUUGCUUCUCGGAUGAUUGAAUGCCUGAGGAGCAACUUUAUAUACGGUUCAUAUUUAAGUAAGGAAGAAAUUGCUUUUUCUGACCCUACGCCUGAUGGAAAACUCUUUGCAACACAGUACUGUGGCACCGGCCAGUUUUUGGUAUACAAUUUCAUUAACGGACAAAACGUCACCUAAAGUGGAAUUCUUCCCCAGAGGGACCCGAAGACACUGUCGCAAGACACGGAUCGGUGGCUGAUUUUGACCGGGAACUAGGGCCAUUUUUCUUACAGCGAACUCAGGACUGGAAGGAACCGAGAGGUUGUUCCAUUUUAAUACCGUUGGAAUCAAUGCUGUUAUAGCUGAAUUUUGUUUUGUUUUUUAAAAGAAGAUAUUUUGUUUACAGAAGUUUAUGAUGGAUGUAUUUUAUCUAGAGUUAUUUAGACACGUUUACAUGCAGCAGGUAACGGUUCAUCGUGCACUGUAAACAAAUGCAAAGACUCCGGUCUCAGUCGAUGAGUAUCUGUUGAAGUUCUUUAUGCGGAGAUAUGCCAGCGGGGCUGGGGACGGUAUCGUGGACGGUGGACCGGCCAGGCUGGUUUUUGUGCGCCGGCGUGUGAACUUCAAGCGGUCACCCUUCCCUGGGGAGAAAGUCAGGCCCGAAUGGGUGGGCUAAAGGGGACAGUAUUAGGGGUGGAAACGCAGGAGGGAGCGGACAAGUGCGGGCCAUUUGUUUCCUUCCUCCUAUUUCCUUUCUUCCUCCUUCCUGGGGGAGGGAGAGCUGCAGUUGGCCGGGAUUCUGGAAAUCCCGGGAGCCUGGCAGCAGAAUUCAGUGGCCCCUCUUCGGCCAGAGUCCCGCCCACCGAGUCGCAAGAAGGAAAAACCUAGGCGGAAAUUUUGCCAACUCCAGGGUUGUCUGGCAGCAGCCCUCCCGCGAGGCUUUAAAAGCACACGGGACUGAAGAGGGUUUUAAGCUAAACUUGAAUUACCUGUGUUUGCUGUAUCUUUCCCCCCCCUCCCCGAAAUGCUGCACUGAGUAUAUCCCUUCAUGAAGGGACUUCACUUUGAUACUUGUCUAUCCUUCACAAUGCCCUCCACUUUUAAAGGGUUUAUAUGUCGAAAUACUGCUGUGGCCUUUCUUGAUCUGUAUAUAAUGUAGAGUCAAAGAAUAAAGUACUUGAUAGUUUU
Messenger RNA from Tachyglossus aculeatus (Australian echidna), 4265 nucleotides. It is a transcript of the gene ESCO1, whose product is annotated as establishment of sister chromatid cohesion N-acetyltransferase 1. Lineage: Eukaryota; Metazoa; Chordata; Mammalia; Monotremata; Tachyglossidae. Gene Ontology annotation, biological process: mitotic sister chromatid cohesion. The record is from RefSeq and is a predicted model, not a curated record. Gene Ontology annotation, molecular function: protein-lysine-acetyltransferase activity. The transcript is spliced from 11 exons. Gene Ontology annotation, cellular component: nucleus; chromatin. Bases 168 to 3275 code for a protein of 1035 amino acids.